Messenger RNA from Selaginella moellendorffii, 1077 nucleotides. Its product is annotated as 5'-AMP-activated protein kinase subunit beta-1. NCBI's taxonomy places the organism in Eukaryota, Viridiplantae, Streptophyta, Lycopodiopsida, Selaginellales, Selaginellaceae. The coding region runs from base 60 to 1016 and encodes 318 amino acids. The record is from RefSeq and is a predicted model, not a curated record. The transcript has 5 exons.
GAGUUAUCUCGUAAAGGUGGAGGUGGAGCUCCAGCUCCAGCCUCGAAGCUCGUGUGGCUAUGGCUGCCACCGCUUGCAGUAGAUUGACGUACUUUGCUAGUCCGCACGAGGCUACGCAGCUCAUCAGGCCGUGCCGCUGCACGCUACUCAGAUUCAAGCUGCGGCAUUCGAAGGGCUUUGGUUUGCCAGAAAGAAAGGAGGCGAGGAGCAUACAAUCGCUGCGUGCGAGCGUAGCGGACGGGCCAUCCACUUCCACUUCCACUUCCACAUUGGUGACACAGGAUAUAAUCUUUUCUUGGAAGGGCCAAGCUUCCGAGGUGCUGCUCACCGGCGACUUCCUCGAGUGGCAAAAGCAAGUCCCUCUUGAGAAGAGCCCGGAUGGUACAUUUCAGAUCAAGCAAAAGCUAGCUCCGGGAUCAUACAAGUACAAGUUCAUCGUGGAUGGCCAGUGGAUGCACUCGCCGGACUCUCCGACGGCAUCCGAUGGUACCGGUGGCUUCAACAACGAGCUCAUCGUAGCGGAGUCUGCCGCAGGUUUGAUACAAGUUCUUCCAUGUCUCGUGCUAGUUCAUCCGUUUUUAUUCGUGUGCUCGCAAAACACAGGCAAGGAAGCUCCUCCUCCUCCUCCGGCAAAGGAAAAGCCGGAAAAGCCCGCAACAAAGCCAAAGCCAAAGAAGCCCGCAGCCAAGACUUAUCCAGCUCUCAUGGUAGAAGACGUCGCUCCGCGUCUCCAAGCAAAACUGGCGAAGGAAGAGAACCUUGCUGACGUAGAAGUUUGCUUCGAGAACGACCAGUUAAGGGGCUCUUUCUCGAAGCUCGGCGUUCCAUACACAUUCUGGGCCUACUUCCCAGACGCGAGCUUGGAAGGUGCUAGAGGAUUUUCGGUGUCUGCCUAUGGAUCACCUCCCAGCACCGUGGAGCCAUUCUUGAUCGACGAGAAGAAACUCACGGCGGAUUUGAUCGUGUAUUGGGUGCACAAGCGCCUUUUUGCGCAAAACCUCUUGGAGUUAAACUAGCAAAUUAAAAUUUUAUGUGUAACACUAUAAUGGUUAAAGUUAAUUAACCACGUUACUAAAA